GCCAAUGGUCUUACGUGAAGUUCUAUGCCAUUAAAAGCGUCUGAACUGCCUGCGCAGGUAGAAGAAGAGCUUCUCACAGUUACUCAUUUGGAGCUGCCAUGGAGGUUAACAGCACAGCAAACACUCUGUCUUCGGCGUAUCUGGCGGUGGAAUAUGUGGAUUCAUUUCUUCCAGAGAAUCCGCUGCAGGAACCUCUGAAGCUCGCGUGGAAUCACAUGCUGCAGAACUACAGCAAAUUCCAGAUCGCCACCUGGGGCUCGCUCAUCGUCCAUGAACUGAUCUACUUCCUGUUCUGUCUGCCUGGAUUUAUCUUCCAGUUCCUCCCUUUCAUGCAGAAGUAUAAGAUCCAACCGGAUAAACCAGAGACGUGGGAGAAACAGUGGAAGUGCUUUAAGAUGCUGCUGUUUAAUCACUUCUGCAUCCAGCUGCCGCUCAUCUGCGGGACAUAUUACUUCACUGAGUUCUUCAGCAUCCCUUACGACUGGGACUCCAUGCCUCGCUGGCCUUUUAUAUUGGCCCAGUGCUUUGGUUGUGCAGUAAUUGAGGACACGUGGCAUUACUUCCUCCACCGAGCCUUACAUCAUCGCAGAAUCUACAAGUUCAUUCAUAAAGUCCAUCAUGACUUCACUGCUCCAUUUGGCAUGCAGGCAGAGUAUGCCCACCCUGCUGAGACUCUGAUUCUGGGGGCCGGAUUCUUCAUUGGCAUCAUGGUCUUCUGUAAUCAUAUGAUUUUGCUCUGGGCCUGGGUCGCUUUCCGGCUGCUUGAAACCAUUGAUGUUCACAGUGGUUACGACAUUCCUCUGAACCCCCUACAUUUGAUUCCAUUCUAUGCUGGAGCUCGUUUCCAUGAUUUCCAUCACAUGAAUUUUGUGGGCAACUAUGGAUCCACAUUCACCUGGUGGGACAGACUUUUCAACACUGAUUCCCAGUUUAAGAAACAUUACUCACAACAUAAAGCUGUGAAGAGCGACUGAUGCCUCACCAUCGGCCAGAACAAGCUGUUUCUCACGGACUCCCGUGUGGGCUUUGGUUGCUCUGAUGCGUUUUCAUUGUCUUCCACUGCACUCGCUCACUCUUAAGUAUUUAAAACCGGACUGAAUGGAUUCAAAUCAAUGCCGGCUUCUUACAGCAAUGUGCCUUUGAAAAGAGAAAACACACCCCACAGCUCACUGUGCAACAACAGACUGUUUAUUAGGAAUGAAAGAAUUUCAGCAUGUUCUGAGCUCUCUAUUAUAAACAUUCAUCUGUCUCAAAUAAUAAUGACAUUAUUCUUUAAAUGCACUUUACUUUCACCUAAACAAAGAUGCAAUGUUUUAAAUUGAUAUUUUUGUAAUGUUUUUUUUUCUUUGCUUUUUUUUUUUUUUUUUUGCUAAAUAUUUUAUAACUUUCCACAGUGACCUUCUAUAUAGCAUAUUAGAUGUGCUUUUGAAAGGAUUUGGAGAACAAAUUAUAUAUAUAAAAAAAUUUCAUAAGGGAGAAAGCUAAUUGAGAUGUUAGUUUGUUCAUUUAAAUGCAACUUAAUUAAAAACAUGAAAUCA
Molecule: messenger RNA, 1538 nt
Organism: Carassius gibelio (silver crucian carp)
Lineage: Eukaryota; Metazoa; Chordata; Actinopteri; Cypriniformes; Cyprinidae
Product: methylsterol monooxygenase 1
Exons: 6
Coding region: 99-974 (291 amino acids)
Biological process (GO): sterol biosynthetic process
Molecular function (GO): iron ion binding; C-4 methylsterol oxidase activity
Source: RefSeq, a predicted model, not a curated record